AACUGGCAAAAAAAAAAUUGAUAUAAUUAGCUCUAAAAUUCAAAACCAAUUUGUUAAACAAGAUGUAAAUGUUAGUACAAGAACAAUUAGACAAUGCUUUGUUAAGGCUAAAGAAUACUUUGCAUCUGGUCUUUCAGAAUUACUACUUACUGCAAAGCAUCAAAUCAAAUACUUGGAAUGGGCUGAAAAACAUAUAAAUUUUAACUAG
This is a messenger RNA of Cetraspora pellucida, 208 nucleotides long. The record is from the annotation of a GenBank genome assembly. Lineage: Eukaryota; Fungi; Glomeromycota; Glomeromycetes; Diversisporales; Gigasporaceae.